ACCCUUCCACCUCUACGCCAUCUUCAGUUUUUCUACUUUUUCACCUAUCUGCAAAAUCUUUUUUUUCUUCUCCUCUUAUUUCAUUCAUCCCCCGAUCCCCAGCCAAAUGAAUACAUAAAUAACAAAAACAAUCCAAUACUCACCAAAUGUAUGUUAUUGUCAAGUAACUUGACAAACAAUGGCUGCGAGUAUUCCAGGCUUAAACCCUGCCAAAACCCUAAAACCCAUCAAUCCACCAUCUUCAAUCAAAAAAAGUUUACAUUUUUCAUCAUUAUCACCAAGACCCACUUUCAAAUUUGAUCAAAGAUUGCCCAAGAUUUCAAUUGUAAUGGCAACAAAACAAGAAAAUAAGGGGUUGGAUUUGAAUUUGGAUGUUUUGACUGAAAGUGAAAGGAGAAAUGAAGUUAUAAAUGCUGCUAAAAACUCGAUAUCGAAUUGUCUUUCGGAGACGAAUCUUCAUCUUACUAUUCCUUCUCUCAAGUCCAAAACCAGAGGAAAGGUUAGGGAUAUUUAUGAUGGAGGAGAUUAUCUAGUGUUGGUUACUACAGAUCGACAAAGUGCUUUCGAUAGAGUUCUUGCUUCAAUUCCAUUCAAAGGACAGGUUCUUAAUGAUACGAGUGUUUGGUGGUUCAACCAGACACAACAUAUUGCCCCCAAUGCAAUUAUAGCAGUUCCGGAUAAAAAUGUUACCAUUGCUAAGAAGUGUUCUGUUUUUCCUGUAGAGUUUGUUGUUAGAGGAUAUGUGACUGGAAGUACUGAUACAUCAUUAUGGACUGUAUACAAGAAUGGUGUGCGAAAUUACUGUGGCAAUGCUCUUCCUGAAGGAAUGGUGAAAAAUGAGAAGCUACAUGCAAAUAUAAUCACUCCAACAACUAAAGCUGCAGAUCAUGAUGUUCCUAUUACUCCAAACGAGAUAGUCCAACAAGGGUUGAUGAGUCAAGCUGAUUAUGAUGAAGCGAGUAGGAAAGCAUUAAGUCUGUUCGAGUAUGGCCAGCACGUGGCAUUACAACAUGGCUUGAUAUUAGUCGAUACUAAAUAUGAAUUUGGAAAGGGCGCUGAUGGUUCUGUGCUGCUGAUUGAUGAGGUCCAUACGCCAGAUUCAAGCAGAUACUGGUUAGCGCAUUCCUACGAGUCUCGGUUUCAGAAUGGUCUUGAACCUGAAAAUGUUGAUAAGGAGUUUUUGAGGUUAUGGUUCAAAAAUCACUGCAAUCCCUAUGAGGACAAGGUUCUCCCUGAUGCCCCAGAAGAGCUUGUUACUGAACUCGCUUGGAGAUACAUUUUCUUGUACGAGACAAUAACAAAAUCAAAAUUUGAGAUACCCGAGAAAAUGGAACCUAUACAUGAUCGAAUAACCCGUAAUGUCUCAAAGGCAUUAUUAUCACUAUAGAACUAGCUUCAAACUAGGCGAUAAGUGUGGUUAAUAAUAAUCAAUGUCUAGUGUAGGUUUAUUACAAGAGUAUGUUUUGAUGAUAUGUUCGAUUGGCUGUACCAUCUUUGUAUUGGUUCAUUUAAGUUUUCUUACUUACGACUUAAAUAUGGUUCUUACCUUGGAACUAAGGUAUGAUGGUUAAGAUACUGUUUCAGAUUUUAAGGUCUUGCAAUUUUGAUCAACAAAAA
Erigeron canadensis is the source of this 1617-nucleotide messenger RNA. RefSeq names its product phosphoribosylaminoimidazole-succinocarboxamide synthase, chloroplastic. Gene Ontology annotation, molecular function: phosphoribosylaminoimidazolesuccinocarboxamide synthase activity. The transcript has 12 exons. Gene Ontology annotation, biological process: 'de novo' IMP biosynthetic process. Gene Ontology annotation, cellular component: chloroplast stroma; cytoplasm. The coding region runs from base 179 to 1387 and encodes 402 amino acids. The record is from RefSeq and is a predicted model, not a curated record. Lineage: Eukaryota; Viridiplantae; Streptophyta; Magnoliopsida; Asterales; Asteraceae.